AUGGCAGGAGAAAACGAUGAUAAUGGAGAUAGUGAGCUACAAUUAGCGAUUAAGUUAAGCAUAGAAACGCACGAAGAGGAGCUCCGACGACGUAAAUGCGACGAAGACUUGAUAAAUUUGGAGGACAUAGAGGUUAAGAAGAUGCAGGAAAAAAUCCAGUCAAUCACUAGCCUAUUUCCAAAUAACCGAGGAUGCAUCCCGUCCUCUUCGCAUACUUUCCAAUGGUCUUCUUUUACUGGCUUGCCACCUAGUCAAGCUCAUUUUCUAAAUCAAACUACUAAUAUUCGUCCCGGUGCCGUUUUUGAUGGAGAUAGUAAAGCGCAAAAUGGAAAUAUUCUGGGCAAAUCCUUAACUCUUGGGGCUUUUCCUCGAUGUGACACUUCUUCACCAACUUAUCGAAACAGAUGCUCGUUAGGGACAGAUAUUUAUAUGAGACUGUGGUCUUCACGCUCUUCUGAUAUUUUAUUAGCAGCUUGCUUUUCGUUAUUUUUGAGGACGGUGCCCUGUUGCAGGAAUGCACAAGAGCAUUCAGUAUAUCAAAGCGCUGAAAGUUCAUGCGCAUCGUUUUUUGUACCUUUCCAACCUCUUUCAACGAGAUUUAUCAACGGAGAUUUAAUUGAUUUAGGUGCUGAUUCGACAGCAACUAAAAAUUCUUCCUUAAAAUACGAGGACAUUCAAAAAGAGUUUGACCCGUUGUGCUUUUUGAAGCACGACGAUUCUCUAGAGCCAUCCACAAGUGGAAUAAAUCUUUCAAGAAGCGCUUCGUUAUUAGAAAACACAGAAAGCAUAGAGCCAACUGCUUCGUCAUUUGAACGUUCACAAUCUGUGAGAACAACAAAUUUGGAAAAUCCUGUUGUAAAUAAGCCAGGUCGGCCGCCUCCCCCAAAGCCCCCGAGGUUGAGAAAAUCUAGCGGUAGGAGCGAGUUUGCAGAUCCUAGUAACAGACGUUCUUGCCCUUCCGGAAAUCAAACUGUAACGAUUGAGAGCCUUGGCUUAGAAACCCGUGUCUGUGAACUGGAAAAAGAGAUUAUGUCUCUAAAACGCAGUGGGCCGUUGAAGCAGUCGUCUCUGGCUCAGCGAUUUAUAUCUCCAAUUGUAGAUUACCUUAUUACGAAUUUUAAAGUAACUAGCGUUAAAGUGAUUGUGGAAAAAGAUUUCAGUUGGCCUCCAAGUCUCAGUGGGUCUGAGGACAGAAUGACUUUUACUUGUGAAACUGCAAGCACCAUUGAAGAGAUUUUAGCAAAUGUGCUCAACACUUUUCUGGAUCCAAGACAGAUAGAGAAGUAUAAUGGCUGUUUGCCUCUUGAGGAAUAUGGUUUAAAGAUAUAUGGCUUGGACGAAUUUCUUCUAAACACUUCGAAGUUAGGGGAAAACCCUUUUGUUGGUGAAGCACUGGCGUUUGGAAGGGAUAUACGCUUAGAGGUGGGGAAAUUAAGUGGUUGUUCUAUGUAUAGACCUGUUGGAGAGCUCGAAAUAUCGAAUAUAAAUAAAGAUAUGCUCACCAAAUCUUACUCAGAUUCCACAAGAAAGCCGUAUUUUGCCGUGCUUGAUAUCAGCAGUGUAGAGUCGGUGGUUGACACUCUGAAGAAGGAAGUUACUAACUGCAGAGAAAACUGUUUUAAGGAAGAUGCCUCGAGUUAUCGCAACAGAGUUCUUCAAACCGUCAAACUUUUAUGUACAGUUUUGGGUAACAUUAUAACAAAUGAACUCAAUAAUUCAUUAAAGAGUUACCUUGCUGCAAUAACAAUUGUACGGAAGGACGAGAGCAAAUUUGCAGUCAGCAGCAUAAUACGUUUUCCCAUGCUGUUCGAGGGUGAGGUAAAAAAACGUGAGGUUGUACGUAUGGAUGAGAGCUUAACGGUUCAUGUUGAUUCCGUGCAUAAUAUUCCUAAUGAGUGGAGAGAACGUUAUCAUUCAUUUUACGUGGCCGUUCACAUUAUGCAUGGUACAGCAGUACUGUGUCCGGGUUACCAGGAAUUACCAAAACCUGUGAUAAACGAUAAUUGUUUCCCUUACUGUCAUACAAAUGUCUGGGUAAGAUUUAACAUACCCAUUUGUAUCCUUCCUCGUGAAACACGUGUAUUUGUUCUUCUUUUUGGAGUGGCUACCCGGGAUGACGAACACUUGGAUAACACUUCUCUCAGUGCACAGAACUGCGCACCAGACGAUGUAUCAAACUCUACUGAAAAAAAGCUAGCUUGUGGAUCUUUUCCAUUAUUUGAUUUUGAAGGAAGGCUGCGCCAAGGAGGCUUAUUUCUUCCACUGGAGGACGUUAAAGGAUCUGUGGUUCAGCCGUGGGGACCUAGACCGCUACUGGAAACUGGAGAUGACUUAGCAGCACUCGUUAUCUUGCCAUCUUUUCCUUACGAAGUUAUUUUUCCGCACGUUGGUUUUGCAGAGAUUAGUAUGAAGAGGGACUUUAAAUCACUUGAUACCGAUACUCAGCAAAGUUUAAUGGACAUUGUUGAAGGAGGCGUUACAAAUAACUUAAGUCAAGAUGAAAAGGAAAUAUUGUGGGAGAAGAGGUAUUAUUUGACGGAAGUUCCAGGAGCUCUGACAUUAGUAUUAGCUUCUGCCAUCGGUUGGGACUGGGCUUCCCUAAAUCACAUUUAUCAGCUAGUUGAUGAUUGGGCUUCCUUAGACCCAGUUCAAGCAGUAGAAUUGUUUCUUCCAAACUUUCCUGACCUGGUCAUACGUAAAAAGGCAAUAGAGUGGUUGAAAACAGCAUCUUCCGAUUUCUUAUUCAACUUCCUACCGGAGUUAGUUGAGGCGCUUCGUUUCGAGACUUUUGAAAAUUCCUCUUUAGCUUCGUAUUUGCUGUCGUUAAGCGCUAGUGAUCGCCGUUUCGCUUUUGAAUUAUACUGGCAAUUACAACAGAGGAUCGACCACUGCGCAGAAAAAUCUUUUGUUUUUCGUUGUGUGCUUCUCCAAAAGCAGAUGUUGGAGUUUCUAGAUAAUACUUUACAAACUGACAUUAAAAAUCAGCAUCGUUUAGUGAAAGCGCUGAAUGCGAUAGCAGCUGAAAUUAAAAGUGAAGGGGGCGAGCCAUCAAAGCUAAUUCACAAUUUACAUGAGAAUCUGGCUCAAUUGGACUCAAGUAUACUAGAGAAUAAUGUUCGUUUACCGAUUUUACCGUCUUUUCUGUGUACUGGCAUCAAUGUUUCCAAAUGCAGUUUUUUCAACUCUUUGACGAAGCCUUUAAGGCUUAGUUUCAAAGGUUUGAAAACGUCAUUUGGUGUUUUGUUCAAGGUUGGUGAUGAUGUCAGGCAAGAUGCUUUAGUUCUGCAACUGGUAAAAAUUAUGAAUGAUAUUUGGCUAAGCCAAGAGCUUGAUCUGAGGAUGAUCAUUUUUCGUUGCGUUCCUGUGGGGCCUAAAAUGGGAAUGAUUGAACUGGUACCGGAGUGUUGCACGCUUUGUGAAAUACAGAGUGCGAUCGGUGCUACUGGUGUUUUCAAGGACGAUAUCUUGAAAAAAUGGUUGGAAAAACAGAACCCAACGGAAUUUCAGUAUAAAAUCGCAUUAGAAAACUUCCAACUGUCGUGUGCGGGUUGGUGUGUUGCAACGUAUGUGCUUGGCAUUGGUGAUCGUCACAACGAUAAUAUAUUAAUAACGAAAACUGGGCAUGUUUUUCAUAUUGACUUUGGGAAGUACAUGGGGGAUUGGCAGAUGGCCGCAGGUUUUAGAAGAGAUCGAACACCAUUUGUUUUUACCGCAGAAAUGGCUUAUGUGAUAAAUGAAGGUUCAUCACAGUCGUCGACUCGUCGUUACCAACAAUUUGUCGACAACUGCUGCAGGGCUUUCAAUACGUUGAGGAAGAAAUAUUCCUUGCUUGUGAACUUAAUGAAAUUGAUGUCCUGUUCUGGAAUUCCUGGAAUGGACACAGAUGCUGUUAGCUUUGUGCAGAACAACCUUUUGCUGCAUCUUUCCGAUACAGAAGCAACUGUCCAGUUAAAUUUUUUUGCGCAUACUCUUGUCCAGCUUAAAAGCGCAUCAUCAAUUAUUCGCAACUCAGUUGAUGAUCCGAAUAAACUUUCUUUUGUUCCAGAGUUAUAUAACGAGCAGACUGACGGGAGAAUAGCAACGGUUACGGUACUUGCCUACGAGAAGUGGCGCAUCCCAGAAAAAAUGUACAAACUGCUUGUAAAACGAGAUUAUGAGACUGUAAGUAGCGUUGUUUAUCGAUCGUUUGAUGAAUUUAAUGAGCUCUACAUAAAACUUUGUCGAAGGUUUACUAUUGCACGGUUACCUCCGUUAUCUCGAGGGACUGGUGUAGGUCGUUCAAAUAUUCGUUCCGUCGCGGAAAGACGACGUCCAGAGAUUCAGCAGUUUCUCUCUUUGCUUUUUGACAAUCACCCUGAAGUUGCUCACUGCGAUUUGGUGUACACAUUUUUCCACAUGAUUUUUCGCGAUAGUGUUCCUGAAGAGUCAAAUCGUCUUUCUCAAAUUGACGGUAAAGACCAGAAUAGCAAUCGAAUUCAUAAUUUCUUCACGGGUCGGAUCUUUCUUCGCAUUAGUUUCAGCAAACAGAGGUUGAUCCUCAGUAUUUUCGUUGGCCAUGUUGAAGACCUUCAAACUGUAAAUGGGCAACCUCCAGACUCGUAUUUAAAUCCAAGAAUGCAGAGGUCAACAAAAAGGAAAACUCGCGUGAUCAAAAACACCCAGAUGCCCAUUUUCAAUGAGGAGCUAACUUAUCAGCUAAGUCCAAACUAUAGCUUGAAGGACCAGACCUUAGAUGUUUCUGUGUGGAAUUGUGGUUCAAUUGUGGGUGAAAAUUCGAUGAUUGGCACUCGGUGCAUUCCACUGAAACUUCUGGAUGAGGCCCCCGUGGAUAGGAAGGGAAUUAAAUGUUACGAAGGGUGGUUCUCCUUAAAUAGAUAA
Molecule: messenger RNA, 4878 nt
Organism: Enterobius vermicularis (human pinworm)
Lineage: Eukaryota; Metazoa; Nematoda; Chromadorea; Rhabditida; Oxyuridae
Source: the annotation of a GenBank genome assembly